CACUGUUUUCUUCUGUCAUACCUCACAGCAAGGUAUAAAUAUAUUUUGUACCUUAAUCACCUCUAAAUCAAGCUCAGCAACAGAAUAUCAAGAUGAAAGUGCCAAACAUCCUCCUGCUGCUGUUCUUCAUAGACGCUGUGGAUGUGUUACUGUUUGGACCUCAGGAAGUCAGCACUGCACCUGUUGACCAUGAAGAUGGAGAAGGCUCAUACUCGGGAGUCAAUAUGGACACAGGUGCUCAGCAAAAUGAUUUGGUUACAAAUAUUUCUGUGGAAAAAAAUCUCCAUUACUUCAGUAGCCCAUCUGAGGCUACCACCUUGAGAUCUGCUGAGUCACCUACAGCAGGCGUACCCUUCCCCGUGACUAGCAGCUCUGCUGUUAUACCCGAUGCCUCAUCUCCCUGCGGCUUCAGAAAGGACAAGUACCUCACGCUGCUCAUGGUGGCUGGAGGGCUAAUGAUAGCCUGCGUGAUCCUGCUGGUUUCUACUGUCAUAUUGGCGUUGAAGGUUUGCCAAAUGAGCAGGCGCAUCAAGACCAGCGAUGCCAUCCUGAUCAGAAAAUCUGAAUGCAGGACCAAUGCAGGCGAAAGUACAGCAGAGACUGAGGCCAAUGACACGACCAUUUUAAUGAAUGACAUUGGCCAAACGCAGAUGGGCGACGGUGCACCCAAUGAUGAGGACAAACACAAGGAUGGACAGACGGGGCAAGAGGGAGGAGAGACACAUGCCAGUAACACUGCACACAGUCCUGAUGCUUUGGCUAGUGGGAAUCAGGAGAUGCCUGUAGCAGCUGCUGAGAGUACAGCCUCUCCAACACCACUAGGGGGUGCCACUGACUCCCCGGCCACUAACGCCAACAUAGCCCCUUCUACCGAAGGCUUGAAGGAAUCAAAGGAGUGAAGCCAAAGUGUUUCUUCAGCAGUGCUAUGUUAUAUCUUCAGAACCCAUUCAAAUACUUUUUGUUGACAGCUUUUGCUUUUAGUCGACCUACGCUGUCAGGUGUCAAAUCUAACAGGGCU
Molecule: messenger RNA, 1018 nt
Organism: Thalassophryne amazonica
Lineage: Eukaryota; Metazoa; Chordata; Actinopteri; Batrachoidiformes; Batrachoididae
Exons: 2
Coding region: 93-899 (268 amino acids)
Source: RefSeq, a predicted model, not a curated record